AUGGCGAGAUCAGAGAAAGAUGUCAAGUACGAUGAAACACACCCCUCAGGUGAAAAGCGUGGUUCGAUAUACCAGAUCGUCCCUCCCAAUGAGAGACGAAUGUCUGCUCAGGGUCGUCGCGUAUCCGUUGUCGACGACAUCUUUGGCGAGAUCAAGGAGGGUGGUCCAAACUACCGAAAUGUUGGCUGGCUUGGAACUGCCGUAUUGAUGAUCAAAACCCAGAUUGGUCUGGGUGUUCUUUCUAUUCCUGCCGUACUUGACACUCUCGGUAUGGGACCUGGACUUGUCGUUCUGAUCGUGAUCGGAGCUAUCACAACAUGGUCGAACUAUGUGAUUGGUACUUUCAAGAGAAACCACCCCUCUGUCUAUGGUAUCGAUGACGUUGGAAUGAAGCUCUUUGGUCCAGUCGGGAGAGAAUUCUUUGCGGUCGUGUUUGUCUUAUGUAUCUCAAUCUCGCUCAAUGCAGUCUCCACCCACGGAGCGUGCACGGCUAUCUUCGUCGCAGUUGCUGCCAUGAUCGCCUUUGGACUCGGAAGUAUUCAGACCCUGCACGAAGUUUCAUGGUUGGCGUGGGUAGGCGCUGGUUCUAUCUUGACUGCGAUUCUUACUUUGACAAUCGCCGUCGGUGUACAAGACCGACCGGCCUCAGCUCCAACAACAGGCGUCUUCGUUUCCGAUUGGAAAGGCGUUGCAAACCCAUCCUUUGAAGCCGCAAUCUCAGCUUGCUCUUCAAUCGUCUUCGCAUGGGCCGGUACGCCGGCAUUCUUCUCAAUCGCAUCCGAGAUGCGUGUACCGGAACUCUACACCCGCUCACUUCUUCUUUGCCAGUCAGUUGUCGGCGUCACUUACGUCGUCAUUGGCGUCGUAGUAUACAUAUACUGCGGCAGCUUUGUUUCAUCACCUGCACUAGGUUCAGCAGGACCUCUUCUGAAGAAAGUGUGCUACGGCAUUGCUUUGCCGGGCCUGAUUGUCAGCACCCUGCUCUUCGUACAUAUUUCUGCCAAAUACAUCUUCGUUCGCGCUUUGAGAGGGUCACACCAUCUUACUGAUCCUACCUUCCGACAUUGGGCUGUAUGGUUGAGUUGUACUGCUGGUAUCACACUCAUCUCGUACAUCAUUGCCAGCGCAAUUCCAGUAUUUGGACCGCUAGUCUCACUUGUCGGCGCACUAUUCGGCACUCUUAUGUGCUUUCAACCUAUGGGUGCGAUGUGGCUUUACGACAACUGGCACAAGCCUAGGAACGCUCGGUGGUAUGCUAUGGUCACUUUCGCUUGCUUCGUGAUUGUGUCUGGAUUCUUCUUGAUGAUCGCGGGAACGUAUGGAUCUGCAGUUGACAUUAAGAAUGCGAAAGGUCGAACUGCUCCAUGGUCAUGUGCUGAUAACUCGAACUCGGUACCAACAAACUCCUAA
Messenger RNA from Lithohypha guttulata, 1410 nucleotides. RefSeq lists its product as uncharacterized. The coding region runs from base 1 to 1410 and encodes 469 amino acids. Gene Ontology annotation, biological process: amino acid transmembrane transport. Lineage: Eukaryota; Fungi; Ascomycota; Eurotiomycetes; Chaetothyriales; Trichomeriaceae. The transcript is spliced from 5 exons. The record is from RefSeq and is a predicted model, not a curated record. Gene Ontology annotation, molecular function: L-amino acid transmembrane transporter activity.